Rotaria sp. Silwood2 is the source of this 561-nucleotide messenger RNA. Lineage: Eukaryota; Metazoa; Rotifera; Eurotatoria; Philodinida; Philodinidae. The record is from the annotation of a GenBank genome assembly.
AUGUCAACAUUUAAAAUAAAAAAUUCAAAUGUUUUAUCAUCAAAACCAAAGAAUGAAACUUGUUCUCCACCAUCAACGCCACCAUUUCCUGUUAAUUUUGAUUUAUCAAAUAAAAUUGAACGUCAAAUUCCAUUAAAAUCUCAAAUAAUAAAAUCCACAUCAGAUUUUCAAAUUCAAACUGAACAAGCAAAAACUCGUUUAAAAAAAAUUGAUAUUGAAACAUUUCCAACGAAAACAAUUGUUCAAUCAAAUCAUAAUCGUGAUAAAGUUACAUUAUCAGUUGAAGGUUUACAAACAACUAUCAAACCUCAAGGUAUUCAAUUAUUAAAAAAUGGAAAAAUAAUAACAUCAACACAAAAACCAAAAAUAUCAAUUAAACGAGAAGAUGAUAAACUUUUGUACAAAAAACAAAAUGAUAUUCAUUCAUCAACACAAAUUCAACUUGAACAACGUCAACCAGAAAUUCAAGAAAUACAACUUGAACAAGAUACUUUUUAUGUUAGUGAUACAGUUACACUUGAUUUAGCAUUUACAAAUCAACCAACUGAACAACCACAUUAA